This is a messenger RNA of Closterium sp. Yama58-4, 1212 nucleotides long. The record is from the annotation of a GenBank genome assembly. NCBI's taxonomy places the organism in Eukaryota, Viridiplantae, Streptophyta, Zygnematophyceae, Desmidiales, Closteriaceae.
AUGGCAGCCAUUGCGACAGGUCGGAUAGCUCGCGAUAUUGCGUCAACGGCUACUCUAACAUCGCUCUCGAAUCCAGAGAUUAACCGCGGUCCGAUCGCAGCGUCACAUGUACCUGUAUUUAAGGCCGUUGCACUCUCCGCGAGCUCGCGGUACUCAGACAGAUGGGUCGUCGCAACGCGACGAGGCGGUGACGACGGCGUGAGACGACAUGGCCGCCAUGGCGCCACUAGGAGACAUAACUGUCGAGCAUCAGUGGCAACGGAAGACCACGCCGCCUUCCUCCGCGAUGUCGCGGCGAUCGAUCCUCCGCCGCUGCUGGACGCGCUGAUCCGAGUGCUCCAGGCGCAGGGCGAGCAGCCCGUGUCGCCCGCCGAUCGCCGGGGCAUGGUACCGCUGGCCGUCCCACUCUCGCGAAACCCAGCCACUGGAACCGUGACGGCGCUGCUCCGCUGGCCCACCGCUCCCCCGGGCAUGCAGAUGCCCGUUAUCCGAGUGGGAGAGGGCGGCGGCUGCGUCUUGGUUGCACGAUCGGCGGACGAGUACAUUCAGAGGGCGCUCGUGGAGGAGGACGUGGGGGGGCGGGAGGGCAGCGCGGAGGGGGACACGGGGAGGGUGGGGGAAGCGGCAGGGGAGGAGGGGCGCAGGCUGUAUUCGCCUGGGGACUUUGCUGCGGCUAAGGCCAAGUCCCUUGACGCCUAUCUGACCACCAAGGUGGGCAUGUUCCCGGACGUCCUCGAGAGGCUUGCUCUGCGGCACCUGGAGCAGGGCGAUCAGGUGUCAGCGCUGGUGGCGGGGGAGUUCUAUGCGCGCAAGCACUUCCCCGGCUUUGCACAUCCCUUCACCUUCAACGCACAGCUGCUGCUCAGAGUGGGGAGGCCAACAGAGGCGAGGGAUGCAGCGCGCAUUGCACUCAAGUCCCCCUGGUGGACCCUGGGGGCCUCGUACCAGGAGGUGGCAGAGCUGGCGGGGUACGGGGACUCGCAGCUGGAGUAUGCGUUGGAGCGGCUGACAGAGGAGGGCAGGAAGGAGGACGUCAACAAGGGCAAGGCCGAGGCACAGGUGGCAUUGGACCAGGCAGCCUUUCUGCUGGACGUGGCAGCAGCAGAGGGCACGUGGGAUGAGACACGUGAGCAGCUGGCAGGGCUGUACCGGGAAGCAGGGCUGGAGGAGAUGGCCUCGUUUGUCCUUGCUGGACCGCCAACCUCAACAUAG